Messenger RNA from Marmota monax (woodchuck), 4415 nucleotides. It is a transcript of the gene Ttc23l, whose product is annotated as tetratricopeptide repeat domain 23 like. Gene Ontology annotation, molecular function: protein binding. The record is from RefSeq and is a predicted model, not a curated record. Lineage: Eukaryota; Metazoa; Chordata; Mammalia; Rodentia; Sciuridae.
AAGAUGCAAGCCAGCCCCAUCUAUAUCCCAACUGUUAACAAUGACAUUGACUGGGACUCCUGCUUCCAUCGGUCACAGCAAACCCCCAUCCCAGCACAACAGCAGACAGAUGAGUUGUACCCCACUUAUGGGUCUGAAGAGAGUGAAGAAGAUCCUGCAGUCCAGGAGGAGGAGAUAAGCACAGACUAUAUGUCUCUUCCCAAAGAAAAACUAGUUCAGUCCCAGAAGAAAAUAACUCAGCUGAUUAAGGAAAAACUGACUAUCCAAGCAAACAAGGAGCUGAUCUGUGUCAUCCUUUCUCGAAUUGCUUUUGGAGAAGAACACUGGAAAUGUGCACAGGCUUUGACCAACCUGGCUUAUGGCUACCUGGUACUAAGAGGGCUCCCAGCUCAGGCCAAGAAACAUGCUGAAUCUGCCAAGAACAUACUGUUGACCUGGAAGGGAAAAGCGUCCUCAGACAAGGAGAAAAAGGAAAUCCUGGAAGCUCUGAUCAUGCUCAACUACACUCUGGGGGUGAUCUGGCUCCUACAGAACCAUGGCAGAGAGGCCUAUUUCAACCUGCAGAAGGCAGACAGACUAAUGAAGGAACUGAAAGGAUUAACUAAGAGAGGCAUUUGUGGAUGUGGAUUAUACGUCUCAGAGAAAGAUCUAACAAUUGCUUUGGGCAGAGCCUCAUUGGGCAUCCAUAGGUUGAACCUAGCUCUGGCAUACUUUGAAAAGGUAACUGGUGAUGUCAUUGCUACCGAGGGUAAUGACACAUCAGAUCUGAUUAGUCUCUAUGAGGAAAUUGCCCAGAUUGAGCAGCUGAGGAGGAACCAUGAGCAGGCCAUCCAGUACUUGAAGCAGGCCUAUUCUAUCUCUGUUUCUUCAUUCACUGAAGUCAGCCCUCAAACUGCAGAGGCAAGUGCGUUACUAGCCAAAGCUUAUGCCAUGUCUGGAAAGCCCCAGCACAGGGAUGCUGUUGAGGCAUAUUUUAUAAAAAGUAUCAGUGCAUAUCAAGCAACACUGGGCUUAGAGGAUUAUGAAACAUUGACUACCAUUGAAGAAUUUUGCAAAUGGCUUGUUGAAAAUGGAGAUAAACAGGAGGCUUACAAACUGCUAAAGGCUUCACUGAAGUCCCAGAUCAUCAGCUAUGGUGACUGUAGCAAAAAGGUGGCUGAAACUUUUUAUAACUUGGGCAGGAUCUGCUUUGCCAAAGGAGAGCUCAGAAAGGCAAUUCAGCUGCUAAGGAAGUGUCUGAUGAUUCAAAUUCUUGUAUAUGGAAGUGAGCAUAGUAAAAGCAAAGAGACAAAAGGCCUCCUUACCCAACUGCAGAGGUAAGUUCUGUUCCUGGGCAUCAACCAGAUCAUCAGUGUGAAUAUACAUCUAGCAAAGGCCUCUCACUGAUUAAACCAGUGUUUAAAGUCAGCUUCUUCUCUGCUGUGUCUAAAAGACCUGACAAGAACAAUUUUAAGGUGGAAAAGUUUAUUGGGGGCUUAUAAUUUCUGAGGUCAAAGUCCAGUUCCAUUCCUUGGGGCUGGAGGUGAGGCAAAACAUCAUGACAGAAGAGUGUGGUGGAGGAAGGCAGAUCAGGACAUGGCCACCAACAAGUCAAGAGAGACUCUCCUCACCACAGACAACAUAUGUAUCUACAGGUACACCCCGAUGACCCAGCUUCUCCAGUUACACUCUACCUGCCUACAGUUACCACUCACUACAGUUAUCACAGGAUUAAUGCACUGAUUAGGUUAAGGUUUUGAUAACUGAAUCGUUUCACCUCUAAGUUUUCUUGCAUUAUCUCACACAUGAGCUUUUGGGAAACACCUAAUAUUGAAACCAUACAACCAGAUGGUGAUGAUUUACUUCUGUCAUUGUUACUAGUAAGACAAAAUGCCUCUGCUAUAGAUUUAGCUAAAUCCUGUGCUGAGGGUAACCAACUUAUUUCUUGUAUUCUUUUAGAACACAGUAUUGUAGCUAGGCACAGUGGUACCCACCUGUAAUCCCAGUGACAUAGGAGGCUGAGGCAGGCGGAUCACAAGUUUGAGGCCAGCCUCAGAAACUUAGCAAGAACUCUGUCUAGAGAUAAAAAAAAUAAAAAGGGCUGGGGAUUUAGCUCUAUGGUAAAGUGCCCCUGGGUUUGAUCCCUAGUACUAAAAGUUAUCACACACAGUUUAUAGGUUUCUGCUACAGUAAUAAUGUUCUUUAUAAUAUCUUUUUCAAUGCCAAACAUUAUAGCUAAAUUCUGCAAGUUAAUGCAGUGUGAUAGAUAUGAUAUGGAUUUAUACAAAUUCAAUUAUUUUUCUUUUUUUUGUCAAAAGAAGGAGCUUUAUUUAUUUAUUUUUAGGAGCUUUAUUUUAUGCGACAUAAAAACAUAAUUGCUUUUACUUUCUACCACUAUAAUAGCAACAUUUUAUCUAGAGUUAGAUCCAAGCUAAGCUUCUGGGAUUUGACAUAACAAAUUGCUUCCCAUAUGUGUCAGUUAUUUUUCUUGAUGAAGGUACAAAGUCCAUGUUCCUAAAUGUAUGGUACAUUCAUUGGGAAUUUACUUAUUUUCAAUGUUAGUGAUGAGAGAACUUGUUUGUAUUCUGUUCUUGAAUGUUUAGACAUAAGCUGAAGAGAAUAUAUGCAGACUUGCCUCAUUCUUUAGCCGUGGUAUAUUACUGAUAUUAUUUACCUCUACAUGAUGUUGACACUGAAAUGUUCUCUGAGAAAGAGGAGAAUUAAAAUUAGUUGAAUAUUUACUAACUGCCUAUCUCUCAUAAAGUAUUUUAUUUAAGCAAGCCUUACAAAUACCCAAUUUGAAAGCUCUCAUUUGAUAGAAGGGAGCCUGAUGUUCUGUAAAGGAAUUUGCCUAAAGCCUCUGUCUUGGACAUUCAAGGAAGUGCUACCCUUUAGAUGAUGUGCUUUUUUCUGAGAGCCUCAAACAAAGAAGGGUCAUCCUUAUUGGGUGAGAGUUAGGACCCUGAUUGCAUUUACCACAUGGGACUCACAAUCCAUCUCUUCUCAGUGGGCUCACCAGGGAGAAAAAAUGAGAAGGAAGAAUACUUUCAGCCCAUCCUCUCUGCACCAACCUCAGUCAGAGCCACAUGUAAGGCAGGACCCACAGAAGGCUAGCUCCUUUUUAAAAAAUCCUUAAGCAGAGGAUGAGGUUCUCCAGCUUCCCUCUGUGAUGCCAAAGUUAGGAGUAUAGAGAGGAACAGCCAAACGGCAACACAGAGAACUUUGUUCCUUGCCUGUCAGUGAAUUGAAAGCAUAUUUGCUUAAUAAGUAACCAUAAAAUAUGAACAAUUAUCAUAUCAAAGUCCUUCAUUUCCCUGACAUUGUACUAUAUUAAUAUGUGUUAUUUCUGAUUGAUAAACCACGCUGCUUGUUAGGUAUUUUUUGUCUCCCAUGAUGAAACAGAGGCUCAGAAUAUUUGUAUAUCUUGUCAGAAAUCUCCAUUUUGGUAAGUGUGGUAAGAUUUGAAUCCAAGUUGAUUAGAUUUCAAAACUGCCCUUAUUUUACUAUAUAAUAUGUAUUCAGAUUUUGAUGAUGGGUACACAUAUGCACAUUACCUGUUCAUCAAGUAAGACUCCAGAACCCAUUUUACAUAUGAAGAAAUGAGAACUGACUUACUUGAGUUAAUUUGCCCAGGAAGAGGCAGAACUGGAAUUUUAAUACAGAUCUCUUACUCUAGGAUACAUUCUCUGCAGGUGAUGUAGCUUGCACUCUGAAGGUAGACUUCCUGGAUUCAAAACUCAGGCUCUAACUCUCAGUCCUCUGACCUCAGAGAAGUUACUUAAUCUCCUUCAGCUUCUAGUUAUGCAUUGGUAAAAUAAUAGUACCUUCCUCAGCAAGUGGGUUUUCAGAAAUAAUGAGAUCAUAUAUUACAGUGCUUAGAUCAGGGCCUGGCAGGUUUUAAAUGCUCAAUGAAUGUUGACAUCAUAAUAAUGAAAUAACAAUAAUAACAGUAAUUGUCUUUCUGAGGUGCUAGAGAUAAUAAAUAGGUCAGAAUGUUUAAAUAAGAGGCUUCUGAGAAUCACCCUAUUAUUAUUUUAUAUUAAGAGUAUUGGUAAGAAAUAUAAAUAACUAGAGUCAGACCUGUGAUCUUUUUUUUAUUAUUUUAUUUUUUCCCCAAAAGAUUGGCAUAUGAGGAAAUUGCAUGGGAAUGGAAGGUGACCCUCAUUGUUAUACAAAAUUACAUAUAAGAGGAUAUGAGGGGAAAGGAAAAAAAAUCAAGGGAGAGAAAUGAAUUACAGUAGAUGGGGUAGAGAUAGAAGAUGGAAGGGAAGGGGAUGGGGGAUAGAAGAGGAUAGGAAAGAUAGCAGAAUACAACAGUCACUAGUAUGGCAAUAUGUAAAAAUGUGGAUGUGUAACCGAUGUUAUUCUGCAAUCUGUAUACGGGGUAAAAAUGGGAGUUCAUAACCCACUUGAAUCAAAUGUAUGAAAUAUGAUAU